This is a messenger RNA of Chrysoperla carnea, 1345 nucleotides long. Its product is annotated as testis-specific serine/threonine-protein kinase 1-like. The record is from RefSeq and is a predicted model, not a curated record. The transcript has 4 exons. Gene Ontology annotation, molecular function: protein serine/threonine kinase activity; ATP binding; tau-protein kinase activity. Gene Ontology annotation, cellular component: cytoplasm. NCBI's taxonomy places the organism in Eukaryota, Metazoa, Arthropoda, Insecta, Neuroptera, Chrysopidae. Bases 145 to 1248 code for a protein of 367 amino acids. Gene Ontology annotation, biological process: microtubule cytoskeleton organization; protein phosphorylation; intracellular signal transduction.
CAUAUUUUUAAUGCAUUUUUGUUAUUUUAUUACUUGAUAUUCAAUUAAUCUUAGCCAAAAUUUACGUAAAAAUUCAUAGAAUAUUCCAAAAAGGUUCAGCACCGAAAUGACACGAUAUAAACAUAAACCAAGAUUUAAAUUUCAAUGAGUUCAAGUGAUGUACAAACCACAGCUUCAGAAACAGCCACUCUUUCCACUCGGGGAUACAAACUAUUAAAAAAAAUGGGAGAAGGUUCAUAUGCAAAAGUCUAUUUAUCCGAAUAUAAACCCGUCGAUGCACCAAUUGAUAGUAAAAAAGCAAUUUUGGCUUGUAAAGUAAUUGAUACAGCGCGAGCUCCUAAAGAUUUUGUCCGUAAAUUUUUACCUCGUGAAUUAAAUAUAUUAAUAAAAUUAAACCACCCGCAUAUCAUUCAUGUCCACAGCAUAUUUCAACGAAAAGCCAAAUAUUUUAUAUUUAUGCGUUUGGCUGAAAACGGUGAUUUGUUAGAUUUUAUUUUAAAACAUGGUGCCAUUGCUGAAAGCCAAGCACGUGUUUGGUUACGUCAACUGGCAUUAGCCUUACAAUAUAUGCAUACACUAGAAUUGGCUCAUCGUGAUUUAAAAUGUGAGAAUAUUUUAAUUACGAAUAAUUUUAAUGUAAAAAUUGCCGAUUUUGGAUUUGCACGUUCCGUAAUCGAUGGAUCUGGCAAAGUUCUUUCAAGUGAAACAUAUUGUGGUUCCUUAUCGUAUGCCGCUCCAGAAAUAUUACGUGGACAACCAUAUGCACCUAAAGUGGCGGAUAUAUGGUCAUUAGGUGUUGUAUUAUUCAUUAUGUUGAAUAAGGCAAUGCCAUUUGAUGAUACAAAUAUAAAACGAUUAUUUGAACAACAAAAUAGUCGAAAAUGGCGCUUUCGUGCCAAAGUCAUUGAUAUAUUGAGUACUGAAGUGAAAAAGUUAGUAACCGCAAUGUUGGAGCCGGAUAUAAAACGUCGUUAUCGCGUUGAACAAAUUGUUACUUCUGAAUGGUUAGCAAUGGACCUGAGAUUAUUGAAAUUAAGUCAAGCAGAACAAGAUGCGAUUAGUACAGCUGAAGACCAACAAAGACAGCGUAUUGAACCUGAACCAAGACCGUUGCCAAAGCCGCCGAAACCGAAGGAAGGAUUUCUUUUCCAAGAACCCCAUACUAUGAAUAAGCUCGAAUCAGAUAAUUAUGGACUGAAAGACACUAAAACAUCUGGUGAAAAUGCGGAACCUUCUGAAAACAGAUAAAAGAAUAUAAAAUGAUAAAAAAAAAACAUUUAUUUUAAAUCGUCGUUUUGUUUCCAAUUUUUUGUAUUUUGUGCUUCAUCCUCCCUACAAGGACAGC